Oryza sativa Japonica Group (Japanese rice) is the source of this 1602-nucleotide messenger RNA. RefSeq names its product peroxidase 5. Gene Ontology annotation, molecular function: peroxidase activity; heme binding. Lineage: Eukaryota; Viridiplantae; Streptophyta; Magnoliopsida; Poales; Poaceae. Gene Ontology annotation, biological process: response to oxidative stress; hydrogen peroxide catabolic process. The record is from RefSeq and is a predicted model, not a curated record. Gene Ontology annotation, cellular component: plant-type cell wall; plasmodesma.
GCAGAACCACAACUUUUCACUACCAACCUAUCCCCUCUGCACAUGGACGGCAUCUGUCACACACUGAUCAUCAUCACUCUCUCCCCCCAGCUCAAUCAAUAUUCCACUAAUUAAACCCUCCAUUGAUGAUUUUCUAUAUAACUCACUCGCGGCCACUCUUCCAUUGUCGCCUUACUUAACCAAGAAGCAUAGCCAUAGCUAGUGAUCGAUGUGUCCGUCCAUUCCUGUAUAAAAAAGAUAGGCGUUGUAGCGAGCACUAUCACUAAGCCGUAUAUAAAGAGAGCAGUUUAGUACUAAAGUGAGUGUGCUAGUGUGAGCUUAGUGGCAAUGGCGAUGAGAGGCGGUGGUGCGACGAUGCUGUCGUGGUACUUGCAGGUGGCGGCGGUGAGCUUGCUGGCGAUGGCGACGGGGCUGGAGGCGCAGCUGCGGGUGGGGUUCUACGACAACUCGUGCCCGGCGGCGGAGAUCAUCGUGCAGCAGGAGGUGAGCAAGGCGGUGUCGGCCAACCCGGGCCUCGCCGCCGGCCUCGUCCGCCUCCACUUCCACGACUGCUUCGUCAGGGGGUGCGAUGCGUCGGUGCUGAUCGACUCGACGAAGGGGAACCAGGCGGAGAAGGACGCCGGGCCGAACACCAGCCUGCGUGGGUUCGAGGUGGUCGACCGCAUCAAGGCCCGCGUCGAGCAGGCUUGCUUCGGCGUCGUCUCCUGUGCCGACAUCCUCGCCUUCGCCGCCCGCGACAGCGUCGCCCUGACCGGCGGGAACGCGUACCAGGUGCCGGCGGGGCGGCGGGACGGGAGCGUGUCGCGGUCGUCGGACACCGGCGGCAACCUGCCGCCGCCGACGGCGAGCGUGAGCCAGCUGACGCAGAUGUUCGCGGCGAAGGGGCUGAGCCAGCGGGAGAUGGUGGCGCUGUCCGGGGCGCACACCAUCGGCGCGUCGCACUGCAGCUCGUUCAGCAGCCGCCUGUACCGGGCGGGCACGACGGCCGGCGGCGCCGGCGGCGGGCAGGACCCGACCAUGGACCCGGCGUACGUGGCGCAGCUGGCACAGCAGUGCCCGCAGAGCGGCGGCGCCGCCGGCGGCGGCGCGCUCGUGCCCAUGGACGCCGUCACCCCCAACGCCUUCGACGAGGGCUUCUUCAAGGGCGUCAUGAACAACCGCGGCCUGCUCUCCUCCGACCAGGCGCUGCUCGGCGACAAGAACACCGCCGUCCAGGUGGUCGCCUACGCCAACGACGCCUCCACCUUCCAGAGCGACUUCGCCGCCGCCAUGGUCAAGAUGGGCGCCGUCGGCGUGCUCACCGGCAGCAGCGGCAAGGUCAGGGCAAACUGCAGGGUCGCCUGAUGCAAAUCGGUAAGCCAUAGCUUAGCUCGCCGUGACAACGUGACGUAUCAUGUAUGUAACGUGCAUUUUGUGUGUGCGUGUGUGUGUAUGGUUGGUUGGUUGUGCAUCAAGAGCUAGAGCUCUCUAUUCUUUGGCUGAUGAUCUGUAUUAAUUCUUUGUGACUGUGUGUGUCUUUUGAGAGAACUGUAAGUUGUAACUAGCCAUGUGUGCCAAAUGGUGCUUAAUAAUUAAAAAAAAGAGAAGCUAAUUAAUUGUUGA